AUGGUGGAGGGCAUUGGCGGAGUUGCGUGUACGAGGACCAAGGGUAGCGUCCGCUUUACAAUAAAAAUCAUAUUUUCUCAGUUUGAGCUUGACAUUCACGCAUUGGUCAUUGGUUCGAUUACUUCAGUUACCCCCGCGGUUAGCGUCGAUAUUGGGCAAUGGGGACAUUUGACAAAUCUUCAAUUGGCAGACCCUUAUUUCGGUACCCCGGGUACUGUUGAUGUACUUCUUGGUGUUGAUGUCUGGGGUUCGAUCGUUGAGAAAGAUGUCAUACACGGUGGGUGUGACGAGCCUCAUGCACAACUUACCCGACGUGGUUGGGUUGUAUUCGGACCAGCAUCAGUUCAGAGCACUUCGAAUGCAACAGUUGGAAUUUAUUGCGCGCAGAUAAGAGACGAACCUUAUUUAGAGGAUCUUAUCAGCAAUUUCUGGAAGCUUGAAGAAGUACCGGUUACAUCCGAGUGCUUGGAUGAUGAAUGCGAGCGGUUCUUUACCACUACCCACCGCCGUACGGCAGAGGGACGCUACAUUGUGAGGUUGCGCUUCCGCCAAGACUGUAAACCAUUAGGUGACUCUUACGUCAGCGCCCGGCGCCAGUUAUCACAUUUGGAACGACGUCUGGAUGCUGAUCCGGACGUGCAUGCAAAAUAUGUAGCAUUUAUGAGGGAAUAUGAGACCCUUGGCCACAUGGAGAGAGUUGUUGAGCCAAUCGUUCAGCCAGGAUGCUAUUAUAUUCCGCACCAUGCUGUGGUGGGAAAAUUCCGUGUAGUAUUUAACGCGUCCGCUCCUACUUCGAACGGGCUCUCACUCAACGAUUUACAGCUCGUUGGAUCUCCCAUUCAAGAUUCGUUAAUUAACAUUAUACUCCGUUUUCGACGUUAUGCCGUCGCUAUCACCGCCGAUGUGGAGAAAAUGUUUCGCCAAGUACUCGUGGCACCGCAAGAUAGAGACUUUCAGCGCAUACUUUGGCGUGAAUCGCCUUCAGAGGAAGUAAUUACUUACCGACAAUUUCGACAAGAUUCACGAUCGCAAUAUGGGCAUUAUAGCGCGGGACACCAUUCUCUCGUCAUUCUACGUGGAUGA
This is a messenger RNA of Rhagoletis pomonella (apple maggot), 1083 nucleotides long. RefSeq lists its product as uncharacterized. Bases 1 to 1083 code for a protein of 360 amino acids. The transcript has a single exon. The record is from RefSeq and is a predicted model, not a curated record. NCBI's taxonomy places the organism in Eukaryota, Metazoa, Arthropoda, Insecta, Diptera, Tephritidae.